Molecule: messenger RNA, 7058 nt
Organism: Phycodurus eques (leafy seadragon)
Lineage: Eukaryota; Metazoa; Chordata; Actinopteri; Syngnathiformes; Syngnathidae
Product: serine/threonine-protein kinase D3-like
Exons: 20
Coding region: 369-2957 (862 amino acids)
Biological process (GO): protein phosphorylation
Molecular function (GO): ATP binding; protein serine/threonine kinase activity
Source: RefSeq, a predicted model, not a curated record
UGUACUUCCUCUGCUAUGCGCGCGCACGCAGACGCGCACGCUCCCGCACAGGGAGCGAAGUGGAAAGUGUUUGGAUUCGAGCGCAAGAGCAGAGCACACUUCUGCAGAAAUUCAUGCGAACGUAUCCGGCGUCCAAAGGACAUCCAACCACCGCGUUCAGCGCCAGGAAGUGGAGCUUUCUUCUUUCUCUCUCUCGUCGCGCUGAUGUGAGAUGGUGACAAAUCUCCUGGUGGUACAGACGCAAGACUGCGAGCGGCGUGUAAAUGUUGUGAUUUGGCGACAGGAAGUCAUGUUUUCAUCCCAAGAAAUGUGAAGCGAGAGAACACCAAGGAGGACAAGCAGGACGCGUUGCGGAAGAUCGUCUGUCGAUGUCGUCCGAAAGCAGCUCGCCACCGCCGCCUUCGCCCCCUCGGCGCGCGUCUCCCCAGACUCCCUCGCCGCCGCCCGUCCCGCCCGACGGCCUUCGCGGGCGGCUGUACGACGGCCCGGCCGGCGGCUCCGUCCACGCCGUCUCCUUCCUGCUCCAGAUCGGACUCACCCGGGAGCCGCUGACCCUGGACGCCGCCGACCUCUCGUUGUCGGCCGUCAUCGAGUUCAUCUGCGCCGUCGUCGAUCACAAGUUCCCGGAAUGCGGAUUGUUGGGGCUGCGCGACAAGAUCUUGCUCUUCCGCCACGACCUCAACUCGGACAACAUCCUGCAGCGGGUCACCGCCGCAGAGGAGAUUCACGAGGGCGACCUGGUCGAGGCGGUCCUGUCAGCUCUGGCGUCGUCUGACGACUUUCAGAUCGGCCCUCACGCGCUCUACGUGCACUCGUACCGCGCGCCCGCCUUCUGCGAUCACUGCGGCCAGAUGCUGUGGGGGCUCGUACGCCAGGGCCUCAAAUGUGACGGUUGUGGUCUCAACUUCCACAAGCGUUGUGCGUUGAAGAUUCCAAACAACUGCAGCGGUUUCAGAAAGAGACGAGUCUCCAACGUUUCCGUGAGCAGCGGACCCGCUUCCCUGGCACGCCCGCCUUCCGGAGACUUCCCCAAAAGGAACAGCAGCCUGCAGGAUGAGCAGCGUGACUCUCUGCUGAGCAGCCAUCCCGCCUGGAUGGAGAAGACGCUCCCGGGCCGUGUGAAGUUGCCCCACACGUUCUCCGUGCACACGUACACACGACCCACCGUGUGUCAGCACUGCAAGCGUCUGCUCAAGGGUCUCUUCAGACAAGGCCUGCAGUGCAAAGAUUGUAAGUUCAACUGCCACAAGAGAUGCGCAGCCAAAGUUGCUCGAGACUGCAUGGGGGAGGUCCACUUCAAUGGAGGAACCUCCAGUCCCACCCUGGACGCAGAGUCCACCAUCGAGGUGGACUACAGUCAUGUCGGCAUCGACGGAGGACACAGCGCCGCCGAGCAGGACCGAGCGGCCGUGUUGGAGGUUUGCAAGAUCUCCAAUGACGGAUCCCGCAAGGAUCCGGAGAAGGACGAGGAGUGUGCGCGUGCGUGCAGCCCGUCGACCGGCAGCAACAUCCCUCUGAUGCGAGUGGUUCAGUCCAUCAAGAACGCCAAAAGGAGAAGCUCCACUGUGGUCAAAGAAGGUUGGAUGGUCCACUACAGUAGUCAUGACAACAUGAGGAAGAGACACUUCUGGCGUCUGGACUGCAAAAGUCUGACGCUGUUCCAGAACCACAGCGGAGCCAAGUUCUACAAGGAGCUGUCGUUGUCGGAGAUCCUGCGCGUGGAGGCGUCACAGGAAGUCGUCGGUCCGACGGCGGGCAGCAACGCUCCGUGCUUCCGCUUGGUCCUGUCGUCCGGCCCCGUCUACUACGUGGGCGAAGACGAUGGCGGCGCGGCUCAGGAAAUGGGCCGCAGCUGGGAGAAGGCCAUCUGCCGUGCCAUGAUGCCCCUCACACCCAAGCCCAGCCUGGGCACCGGACAGGGGUGGAAACACAAGGAGCUGACCAUCUGCAUAUCAGUUUGUAACUCGCAGAUCCAAGAGAAUGUGGAUAUUAGCUCCGUCUAUCAAAUCUUUGCUGAGGACGUUCUUGGGUCAGGACAGUUUGGCAUCGUGUACGGAGGCCAACACAGGAAGACCGGUCGAGACGUGGCCAUCAAGAUCAUCGACAAGAUGAGAUUCCCUACAAAGCAGGAGAGCCAGCUGCGGAACGAGGUGGCCAUCUUGCAGAACUUGAAGCACCCCGGCAUCGUAAACCUGGACUGUAUGUUCGAGACCCCCGAGCAGGUGUUUGUGGUCAUGGAGAAGCUCCACGGUGACAUGUUAGAGAUGAUCUUGUCCAGCGAAAAGAGUCGCCUGCCCGAGCGUCUCACCAAGUUCUUGGUGACGCAGAUCCUGGUGGCCCUCAGACAUCUUCACUUCAAAAACAUCGUCCACUGCGACCUGAAGCCUGAAAACGUCCUCCUGGCAUCAGCUGAACCUUUGCCUCAGGUGAAGCUGUGCGACUUUGGCUUCGCCCGCAUCAUCGGCGAGAAGUCGUUCCGCCGCUCUGUGGUGGGCACGCCGGCCUACCUGGCGCCGGAGGUUCUUCGCAGCAAAGGCUACAACCGCUCGCUGGACAUGUGGUCGGUAGGCGUCAUCGUCUACGUCAGCCUGAGCGGAACCUUCCCCUUCAACGAGGACGAGGACAUCAACGAUCAGAUCCAGAACGCCGCCUUCAUGUACCCGCCCAGUCCUUGGAAGGAGAUCUCUGAGGAUGCGACAGACCUGAUCAACAACCUGCUGCAGGUGAAGAUGAGGAAGCGCUACAGUGUGGACAAAUCUCUAAGUCACCCGUGGCUGCAGGACUUCAACACGUGGAAGGACCUUCGGGAGCUGGAGAUGCGACAAGGCGACCGCUACAUCACACAUCAGAGUGACGACGCACGCUGGGAGGAAUUCGCUGAACACAGGGGACUGCAGCACACGCAAUGCACGUCCGCCUCCUCGCCCCGGGCGGACCGCGUGGACCAGGACUCCUAGUGCACGACUUCUUGGACAUUUGGAGGAAAAGUGGAUCUCGGUGAACCCCGCGACCGGUAGCUGCGCCGGGCUCUUCUUGUCCAGCUUGAGCCCGGCGGCCGUCUGGGGCGCGGCGAGGCGGCGAGGGUGCAGCAGCCCGAAGAACAGGAAGCGGUCGCCCAUCUUGGCGCCGUCCGUCAGCGCCUCGUAGGCGCCAAUCAGCUGCUGUCUGGUUGACUGGUCGCCGCAGUUCCUCAGCAGGACCUGCGCGGCGGGACAAACGCGGAGGCGAUCGUCAUCAUGCACUAGAGGAUCCCGUUGGAGCAUUUAUUCAAUGUCCUUCUAGUGCACGGAAUUGAACAUGUACUAGUAUGCGUGUCGCUGUGUCACUAGUAAGACAAUUCAAUGCACUAGUAGAAUGACCAGGGCACACUAGUAUAACGACUAUCUUACUAGUAAGGUUUUUAGUCACUACUAGUGUCACUUUUGACUGACUCAUACACCAUGAAACCUUGCUAGUAAACUGUUUCGCUAGUAACACAACUAGGCUCAACGAGUAGGCAUCUGUCAUGCACUAGUGUGAACUACUGCAGUUUUGCCUCACUAGUGACAUGUAACUCAGAUGAUAACGACCGCACAGUUUUGCCUUUAGAGUAACAUGUAGUUGUUCUGCAAGUGCGACUGUCAUUUCACUAGCCAACGGUUGAGAAGCGUACUGACCUGCAUGCGUGCGUCGAUGCCCAUGUUCUUCAAGAACGACCUCUGGGUGACCGGCCCCAAGCAGGCAACGCCCAUUCCCGCCACGCGCCGCACGUAAGCGAAAUCCACAUCGGCGGUGAGGUCGGCGCAGCCGGGAGACGCCAGCACAUCGUGGAGACGGUGACCUUUGAACCCCUAACGGGAAAAGAUAGUAUGACGCGCGGCGGCCAAUCGGAGCUCAGCAUGAUGUCGUGGUGAUGUCAAUCGCGGUGGACGCCCCCUACCCGGAAGGUGUCGGUCUUGGCGCCGUCGUGGCCGUAGUCGGCGAUCAGCGCCGCCCCGCCGUGCUCGGCCACCCGGCGCGCCAGCUGCUGGAUGAUGACGCCGCCCUCGGCGCAAACCUCCACAUGCUCCCGAUUUUCGUCACGCUAGACACAAACACACAGGUUUCAACCGCACAAAACAAGGGGUCAGAACUGAGCAAAAAUGUUCCAGAAAAAUCGGGUGAUCCGGCCAACCAAACAUUUACUUUAUCAAGAGUCCUGUCAUAUUUGUUCGAUUCUGUAAUAAUUUUCCGCCCCCCCCAAAAAAAAUGUUAGCUGAAAGUUAAAAUUAUUAUUACUUAAUGAUUUUUUUUUUUUAAAUCUAUUGAUUCAUUUUUUUUAUUUUCUUUUCUUUUAUCUCAAAAAUAAAAUGGUAAAAUUAACCAUUUUACCUAUCGCUGACACCGGGCAGAAACCUCUUACGUACUGCAGUGUAGAUUGUGUAGGAUGGCGACCCCAAGUGGACAAAAAUAAUACUUGCACCUCACAUGCAUAUGUUGUAUUGGCCUUGUUGUUUAAUAAUCCAAAAUCAAUUGGAACAAUCGGUAGAAUAAUCAAAUAAAAAAAAAUUUGGACAGCCCCAGCCCUAAAUAGACCAAAAAAUGCAACUGAAAGCGACCCCUGCAACCCCUGCAGCCACUGACCUGCACGAGAGUGGUUGACGCAAGGGUGGGCGACGGCGCCAGCACGAACCUCAACUGGCCCGGCUUGUCUACGUCCACGUCCACCAUCACCUCACGCCAGCCUCGCUCGGUCCGCUGGCACCGAAGAAGAAAAACAGAAAUCAGUGUCAAACAACCUUAAGCUGUAUAUAACACACAUUAAUGAAUGCAUAUUAUGUUAAAACAUUUUAUAAAAGAACAACAGAAAAAGAUAUUUACACUGGGCGGCACGGUGGACGACUGGUUAGAGCGUCAGCCUCACAGUUCUGAGGACCCGGGUUCAAUCCCCGGCCCCGCCUGUGUGGAGUUUGCAUGUUCUCCCCGUGCCUGCGUGGGUUUUCUCCCACAUCCCAAAAACAUGCAUUAAUUGGAGACUCUAAAUUGCCCGUAGGCAUGACUGGGAGUGCGAAUGGUUGUUUGUUUCUAUGUGCCCUGCGAUUGGCUGGCAACCAGUUCAGGGUGUACCCCGCCUCCUGCCCGAUGACAGCUGGGAGAGGCUCCAGCACGCCCGCGACCCUAGUGAGGAGAAGCGCCUCAGAAAGUGGAUGGACGGACAUAUUUAUCCAAUUUAAAAAAAUAAAUAAAUACUUAUGUCUUCUGUACUACAGUAUACAUGGGCAUGAAAAUAAAACGAUUUUAACAAAGUCUGGCACGACUAUUACCCUGGUCAAACCCACAGUACAUUUAAAUGUGUGUUUGUUUUCACACAUUUGUUUUAAUGUAUUUUUUUACAUAUCGCUGGGUUAAAAAAAAAAAUUGGAAUGUAAUUUUUUUUCUAAUAUCGUACAGCCCUAGUCUGAGCCCUGCUGUGAAUAUCCACGAGUAAUUGAUGCACCCUGAAAAAGGCUUAAUUACCUUUGGAUGCCACAAAAUGGUGGCAAAGCACUACUUUUGUAUUAGGUCUCUGGCCUGACUCAAUGAAGCUCCUCCCCUCCCUUCAAAAUAGUUCCUUGGCACAAAGAUGGCACCUAUGCAAUAAUUUUUGAUUAGACAGGGCUUUGGCCUAAGUACCAAAUUGUGGAUACAUUAGCUUUUCAGCAAAGAACGGAGGAAAAGCAAAAACCAAAAUAGAGAAUAAAAAUGUGGGAAAUUAUUUGCUUGCCGCUAUUUUCCAUGACUUCUGAUUUCAAAUACAAUUUAUUCUAAAAAAAAAUAUAUAAAACAACAACAAAAUGCAGGGGCAAAUGUGUAUAUAUAUAAUUAUAUGAUUUUCAUUUCGGUCAGAACAGCCACAACUAUGAUGUGUCCCCUGAGGAAAAGGAGUUUGAAACCCCUGCUGAGUCGAGUGGAAGUGAACAACAGUAGGUUCGUUUCAACGGGACUAAUUUAAGCCUUAAAAUACUCCUCCCACACUUUUUAAACACAUUGUUAACAUAUUUGAACACAAACAAAAUGUACAGAAAAAUCUGUGAUUUAGCCAGACCAAAAAAAAUGACAUGCUCCACCCUCAGAAAUUGCGUUGAGGGAUUCCCAGCGCUGCAUUUAAAAACCAACAAAAAUCAGCUGUGUUUACUUCAUAUGAGUUUGUUUUAACUAAGAUUAUACUGCAAAUUGUGUAGUACCAAGAACUAAAGGUUAUGGCACUUAGGCAGGGAAGGUGCCAAAAGAAACUCUUGUUGGUACCUGGAACUUGUGUAUGGGCAGCGCGUCAAAGAACUCAUGAGCCAGAAAGAUGCUGAAGCCUAGAUAAGAAGAAAAACUUGUUAAUUUCUUCUACAUGUUCUGUUCUGCUUACAGUGAACUCCCGUUUAUCACGGGAGAUACGUUCCAGACCCACGUUUUAAAUACCACUUAAAAAAAUCAACGAUGUGGCGAGGGCACAAAAGGUGAACUACGAUAUAGCAGGGGUUCUCGUCCACGCUUUUGGGCUCACCAGGCGGGACGUCCUCCAAGCGGCGGUACCAGGACACCGGCAGGCCGGCAGCUGUUCGGCCGUGCCGGUAAACGGGCUCAUCUUCCCGCUCCGCCUCAGUGCUGCCGGUCCCGACCAGAGUCUGCGCCUGCAGACGACUCAGAAGCGGACUCACCUCCACCAAGUGCAGCGACACUGAAGCCCCGCUCAGCACAGACUGCAGCUGAGUGAAAACCUGCAGAGGAAGUGACUAAAUGCGAUGAUGAUGUUCGUCACCGAAAAGACAAAACGACGUCGAGGCGGUCCCGUCGUACUCGGAGAACGUCGCUGGCCAAAGAUCCUUUCCCCGGUCCCAGCUCCACCAGCUGGAGCUGUUUGGGCCGACCCGCUGCCAUCCACUCGCUGACCACCCACACGCCCAACAGCUGCACAAACAGGAAGUAAAUGAGUAAAUAAAUUUUAUUUAAGUAGCACUUAUGAUCCAUCCAUCCAUUUUCUGAGCCGCUUUUCCUAACGAGGGUCGCGGGCACCCUGGAGCCUAUCCCAGCCAUCAUCGGGCAGAAGGCGGGGUACACUCUGAACUGGU